UGCCCGGUGCUAAGCUCGGCUCGGCUCGGCUCGGCUCGGCUCGGCCCGGUGCUCGGCUCGGCUCGGCUCGGCCCGCCCCACCCCGCGGGCGGUCACUGCGGCGCAGUCGCGGCGCCGCCAUCGCGGGCAGAUGCAGGCGAUCAAGUGUGUGGUGGUGGGCGACGGAGCUGUCGGGAAGACCUGCUUGCUGAUCAGUUACACCACAAAUGCCUUUCCUGGAGAAUACAUUCCCACCGUGUUUGAUAAUUAUUCUGCCAAUGUGAUGGUAGAUGGAAAGCCAGUGAACCUGGGCCUCUGGGACACAGCAGGGCAAGAAGACUAUGAUCGACUGCGGCCUCUUUCCUAUCCACAGACGGAUGUUUUCUUGAUCUGCUUCUCCCUUGUGAGUCCAGCCUCCUUUGAGAAUGUCCGAGCUAAGUGGUACCCUGAGGUCCGACACCACUGCCCAAAUACACCUAUUAUCCUGGUGGGCACCAAGCUGGACUUGAGGGAUGAUAAGGACACCAUUGAAAGGUUACGUGAUAAGAAACUGGCCCCCAUCACCUAUCCCCAAGGCUUGGCCAUGGCUCGGGAGAUCGGAUCGGUAAAGUACCUUGAAUGCUCUGCCUUGACACAGCGGGGCUUGAAGACGGUGUUUGAUGAAGCCAUCCGGGCUGUGCUCUGCCCACCGCCUGUGAAGAAGCCUGGCAAAAAGUGUACCAUGUUUUGAGGGCUGUGGCCUUGGUGUUGGCUCAGCAUGCUGUCAUCCUCUGACAGAUUGCAUAUUAAGCUGGGUGUUUCUGAAGGGGGCUGGGAUGUGUAGGGCCCUUCAUCAUGUACGAAGUCAGUGUUUUUUAAAUGUCUCUUUGAUUUAACGUCAGUGUUGAUGUGAAGGGGCAGUGGGGACAGGAGACCAGCUGGGGACUAUACAGCCCCCAGGGCAGGUACAGCGGGGAAGGCAAGGUAGCUCCUUCAGGCAACAAGCUGUUUUGGCUCUCCUGAACUCCAAGUGGAAAGGGCUGAGACAUCCAUCCUGUUCUGGAAACACCUGUUUUCAACCUGCAGGUGAAACAGGUGGUGAACAUCCUGGUGGGAGUGGGGAGGGAGCUGAUUUCAAUGGUGCUGAAAGACAAGAGUAGCUGGGAGGAUGGCAGGGUCUCCUUGCCCAGCCUGCUGUGGUUAACAGUUAACAAACUGGUGCUCUAGCAGAAUGUUCCUGAGACUGUUAAAGAAAUCAUCACCAGCCCUGGAAGGGGUCAAAGUAAAUAAGAAGCUGAAAAAUGAAUCAUUAGGUGCUUUAUUGGGUACUAGCCAAACUCUGAGUGAAACAGCUCUGUGCAAUCAAUGCAUUUGCCUUUUUGUGUGUGCACACCCUAGGACAGCAUGGUGCUGCUCCACCCCAUUAGUCUUUAGCAGGGCCUCCCCCCAAAAUCCAGUCUCUGCAGAGCAGGGCUGGGGUUGUUGCCUCUAUUUUUUUUUUCUACUAAAGACAACAAAUGAAGCAGUGAGGAGUCUGCUAACUUCUUUCCCUUCCCACUGAAAAUGCAGACAGACUGUGGAUUUGGAUGGAACAGGGAGAGCUUCUGAAGGGUUGUGGGGGGGGAACAGGGUUGGAAGAGAGGUCCAAUUUCUAAUCAUCAUGUAGAGUGACAAGAUAAAACCUUAUUUGGUGCAAUAAACAUUCUCCAUGAA
Molecule: messenger RNA, 1671 nt
Organism: Haemorhous mexicanus (house finch)
Lineage: Eukaryota; Metazoa; Chordata; Aves; Passeriformes; Fringillidae
Gene: RAC3
Product: Rac family small GTPase 3
Exons: 6
Coding region: 131-709 (192 amino acids)
Biological process (GO): motor neuron axon guidance; cortical cytoskeleton organization; small GTPase-mediated signal transduction
Cellular component (GO): cell cortex; cell projection; cytoskeleton
Molecular function (GO): protein kinase binding; GTP binding; GTPase activity
Source: RefSeq, a predicted model, not a curated record